UGAUAGUGACGUGCAGUUCUUCAUGCUAGCUGUUGCACCGAGGAUACAAUACAGGUGCUCAACAGUCCUAUGGCAUUAGCAUCGUUUCUCAGAAUCGUUAGCUAAACUGGAAAAUGACAACUCAGUGCACAGUGUACAAUUUUCGCAUGACUUUUCAACAUGCUGGAGAACACAGUGUUACAUGUAAAACUAGCUCUGAUAACACUUACCAACUCUUAACAAAGACCUUUGUGGAGACAUUUGUAGCAGACUCUAAGUAACAAGAUGCAACUCACAGGUAGAAAGUACGGACACUGUUCCUGUCUCAGUGUCACCAUCUAGUGGCAUAAACGUUACUUCAAAACGAUGAUUGACUGACAGCUGAAAGAUAUUGUCAAAAUAACGUUGUAAUUUGUUUAGCAGCACGGACGGACUGAUUAAAUGAAUAGUAAUAUUUAAUAUCUAUCAAAGACACCUAUAAUACUUUCCUAAUUUACUGAUGAGUAUCGUUUGCAUGGUGCGUCCAGUGAGGUGAAGUAAGACCUUGAAGACGGCGCCAUAAAACAUGCGCACUUACUAUCUCAUAAUUUCGACUUUUAAUCUCAUAAUUAUGACUUUUUAUUCUCAUAAUUUCGACUUCUUGUUUUUUUUUGACUGGCGGAAAUGGGCUUCCAUAGAACCCAUUACCUCAGGAGUCCCAGUCAAUGUUCUUAUCCUGUGAGCCAUGUGGACACACAAGCCACAUGGCCCACUAUAAGGGUAGAGGUAUAAGUUUGUCCACAAGGGGGUGCCAAACUCCAGACAGAGGCUUUAAAUAAAUUACUGCUAACUCAAUUCUGGAGUAUAAUCACUGUAUCCCUUUAGUACAUUCAUAGUGUUUCUCAGUUAAUAAUAAUAAUAAUAAUAAUGAAGAAACCAAAAACACAAAUAAUCAAAAAGUUUAGGGAGUUAACAUCAGCAGCUUUUUUCUUAAAAUAAAAACAAACACAAGCUCCAACUUUCAAUUGCAAUUUAUUUCAAGUGACGCUAAAAUGAAAAUCUAUGUUUAAAAAACUUAUAAACACUCCAUUUAUAUCCCAAACACACACAAUACCUAUAGCCACCCAAACUCUGCAGAUACAGUAAAUCCUUCUUCAGUAGCCGCUUCGUUAACACUUGAUCAAACAGUACGAGGACCUGUUGGAGUAUAACCCAGCUGCAGGUUGUCUGAAGGCCUGUGCCAAGCCUUGAUAUGCAUAAUAUUCAGGCCUGUGGUAUUAAUAACAACUCUGAUGGGUUUUUUAAUGUGCAGCUUAACAGUCGAGUAACAUCUGGUCCUUUGCAUGUUAAUAAAAUACACUCAAUGAAUGGAACGAAAGCACUUUUCAAUGUGAUUCUGUGUUACAAGAAAGAAUGACAAGGUGUGAAAGCAUCAUAUAAAUGUGCCCAAUGUAAUUGCAUACUUCUUAAAAUUGUUCCACAUGUAAGGAAGGCUAUAUAUAGACCCUACAAAAUAAAAGUCAAGGAAUGCACAGUGAGAUGUGAGCUCGUGAAACGAUGAGGGCGUCUCAGAAUAUGCGGGUACAGGACUCUGGACUCAGUGGAGGAAGGCGUGUGGAAGACAUCUCAUCUCUGGUGGAGGGACUACGACAGUAUCUCGGCAGAUUUCACACCACAAAAUGCAAGUCGGGACGUGUAGGUUUGGAGGUUGAGUGUCUGUGGAGAGGUAGACGACGUACACAAGCACCUCAUUCCCUAAAGCUUUUGUAGUAUUUGCUCUACAGACCACGAGAUUUCAAGAAUGGCUUUCUGCUCUCAUGUUUUGGUGCAGAUCUCGUCCCAUCGGACCCUGAGACAUUUCUGUUGGAUGUGAUUUGAACAGUGCUCCUGUAUAAACAUCACACACAUUUCUAAUCCCAAACUUGUCAUUUUUCACCUGAAACCCUCACACGCCCAACACACUGAUAGUCGUCACGCUGAAACCUGGACUGAAGCCUCCGCGGCAGACGCUGAAGAAGCUUUCUGGACGUUUAGUUUCGACCCUGGAUGUCAAAGUUGUUUCACUCAGCUUUGCUCCUUUCAGACUCAGGAAGAGGCCGGCUGAAUAGAUAAAGUCCAUGAAUGAGAUACUCUAAAAACCUGCAAACUGCAGUCAAGGCUGCACAGUUGGGGCUCUGGAUAUCAGCGGAGUAGAGCCAAGAGUUCACAGAUAACUCUCAGCCUGUGAUGUGGGUGCAGACAUGUGGUGACGAACUCAUCAACUGUGCAGCCCUGACCACACCUGGGAGUGAAAAGCGAGAGUUAGUUGCAGAAGAAGUUGUCGACCUGGAAUCUAAACGGUGCAGUGCAUUCCUUCUGAUGACCCA
Messenger RNA from Xyrichtys novacula (pearly razorfish), 2324 nucleotides. NCBI's taxonomy places the organism in Eukaryota, Metazoa, Chordata, Actinopteri, Labriformes, Labridae. The record is from the annotation of a GenBank genome assembly.